GGAUACAGUGGGGGAGAUUUGACGCUGGGGAUGGUGACAGAAUGAAAUAUGCAUACUUAGUUAUUAUACUGAUUAUUAAAUGGCUGGAGUAAUCCUACAACUUUAUUGUUGCUAUAUUGUAUAUCUACUUAUACACUGUUGAUUACAAAUGUUGCACACACAUAACUUUUUCGCUGCCUCGCCUCUAAUGCACCACGUCUGCAGAGCAUAAGGUGCUGCAUUAGCGCUUUUAACACUGCAUUAUCACCUUGUAUAAUGGGCUGACAUCAUAUUUUCUAUUAAACAGCUCUGAAUGAUUGAUCAUAUUGUGUUCUUGCAGCUUUAUGACUACACAGUGAAUGCUAGACCCUAUACUGAAUCCUGCAUGAUGGGGACCUCAAUCUGCAUUGUCACUGUGGCAGCUUUAAGAAGAUGCUUCAUCAUAGUUCUGCAUCUAACUUUAUUUUUACCAGUAGUAAGAGUCUAUGAACAGUUAAUAGGACUCCACCUGGACUGCCUUAAGACUUGUGUCUGCGCUGGAAACAUAAUCAGCUGUCCUAGUGCAAAUCUCUCCAACGUUCCUACAGCUCUUCCAGAAUAUACAGCUGUUCUGGACCUAAGCUUCAACUCCAUCACCAGGCUACGUGCUGAGUGGACCCCCACAAAGCUCAAGAGACUGCAAAGUCUACUACUCAGCAACAAUGGCCUCACCUUCCUCUCCUCUGAAGCAUUUGUGCAUGUGACAAAGCUUCGUUACCUCGACCUUUCUUCUAAUGGCCUCCGCCAGCUAGAUGAGUUCAUCUUUGAGCCACUGGAGCAUCUUGAGGUAUUGCUACUUUAUAAGAACAACAUCUAUCAAAUAGAUCGCACUGCCUUCUCGGGCCUCAUGUCUCUGCAAAGGCUAUAUAUGAGUCACAAUCAGAUCACACGCUUCCCCUUGGAGCUAGUGAAGGAGCGAAGCAGGCUAGAAACGCUAAGACUACUGGAUGUUUCUUCCAAUAGGAUUAAAACCCUGUCUCUGCACGAGCUUCAGGCUCUGCCUGCCUGGAUCAAGAAUGGUAUUUACUUCCACAGCAACCCUCUGACCUGCAGCUGUGAGCUUUAUGACCUGGUGGCCCAUUGGCACCUCAAGGACCUCAGCUCUGCCACUGACUUCACAAGCAACCACACAUGUGUGAUACCAGGUCUGCGGAAGGAAACAAUGUCCAUUCUGGAUCUAGACAAGGCAUACCUGAACUGCAGUGAGGUCAAAGUUCUGAAAGAAGAGGCCUAUUUAGAUCAGUCUCUGGUACUGGACUGUGACACCAAACAGAAGGACAUGGUGAAGAGAUGGGCACUGCCAGGAAACGCCCCACUUUCUUCUGCUAACAAGACGGCAGUAAUGCUUUCUGAUGGUAGCCUCCACAUUGGACCCCUGAAAGCAGAAGAUUCAGGAGUGUACACCUGCUAUGCUACAAGUGAUUCCCUCAAUGAGACACUGUACAUAACUGUAGUGGUUUUUAACUUCACCAUGAGUGGUGGACUUGAGAAUCUAAAAACAGCCUACACCACCCUCAUAGCCUGUCUGGUGAGUAUAGUUAUGGUCCUCAUCUACCUGUAUCUCACCCCUUGUCGCUGCGCUAGUUGCUCAGAUCAGGACAUGGAGAAAGAUGACCCAAGAGAGAGCCUCCACUCCUCAACUGUCAGCCUCUCUCAGGCACAUGAAGAAACACGGCAACAAGGAGUGCUGAGUGAGGGUUUCCCUUACAGACAUGCAACUCUGUUGGAGUAUAAAGAUCAGCUGGAGCAGAAUGGGAGACUGAAUCCAAUAGGUGAGGAAGAUGAAGAGAUGCAGGUGGACAGCAAGGAGAGAAGGAGGUCUGAUGCAGAAUCUAUUAGCUCGGUGUGCUCUGACACUCCAAUGGUGAUAUAAAAUUAUCACCAGUGCUUGCAUGUAGAGCAGCCAUGACCCAAUGUGUAAAUUAAAAUCAUCAUCUCCCAAACUAAGCUUUAGUUGACUCUCACAGUCAGUGGCACUGUUAAGACUAUGUAUACCUGUGAUAUGGUCUGUAAAAAGUCUUCUUCUCCAAACUUUAGGUAAAAGUUUAUAGGCCCCAAUAUUUAAAAUGUUUUUAUCUCACGUCUGAAGAUUGAUAAAUGAUCACUAAGUUAAAUCAAACAGAUUUGUAAAGACAAACAAGUAAUUAUAUUUCUGGUAGUGGACAAAAACAAGUUAAUUUUAAAAAUGAAACCACUUAACUCUACACAAAAAAUGGAGACAUUGUUUGCAUGAUGUAGGCUCCUAGGAUUACUUUUGGGACCAUAAAUACUUUCAACUACCAUCCUGAGUCAGUGCAUGAAAUACAGUAGGGAUCCUGCAGAGAUGAGAAAUAGGACAGAAGAUGAACAGUAAGUUGCUGCUUGAAACAGAAACUCAUUUUAUGCAAAGCUUGCAGAGUUGAGCUACACUGCAAGCUGGUCAAAGUUUAUGUUUUAUAUUGCAGACCUGUUUGGAUGUGUUAAUCUUUACAGAACAUGAUGCUGCAAUGAUUAUUUAUUAUGCAAGUUAAUCAAACUAAUUCAUAUCAUAUAUGUGUGUUCAAGUAAUAAUUGUGUUUUGACAGUAACUGUGGCCUUUGUUGAAGUAAUUUUUUUAAUGCUGCUUUGACUUAAUUAUAAGACUCAGGUCUACGUUAAAGUCAGUUUUUCACUAAUCUUAGUUACGCAGUUAUUAACACCAUUGUGCUUUAUAAAUGUAAUAGUAAAAAUAAGUCUCUUUUUUUCUGUUGAAGUUUUUUUUUUUUUUUUUUUUUUUUUUUUAUUACCAUGACAAAAAUUCACACAGUAGGUGUUAGUGAUGUAGUGAUGUAUUGGUAAUUUUGUUUAGCAAUGUAAUUGAAACUUUGGCAUUAAUAAGGGAGCAUUUUCACCCUUAGUACAUUAGUAAUGUGAGCAAACAUGAUAAUAAUGAGUAAUAGUAGAAGUAGUAGUAAUAGUAGAAGUAGUAGUAAUAGUAGUAGUAGAAGAAGUAGUAGUAAUAUACCCUGAUCAUUUAAAAUGUAGGACAAACUGCCUCAAAUUUUUAAUUGUAAACACAAUUUUUGAUAAUUUUGAUUUAGUUUAUGCCUUAUUCUAAACUGAAAUUAUGCAGAAAUUCAGCCUCUUUGACACCACAUGCAUGCUUUUGAGUGAAGAGUAAUUUCUCUUUUUAGUGCCUUUAGCAUAAUAUGUUGAGUGUUAGUUUCAGAAAGUUAUGUAAGCAUACUGUUUUGCUCAUGGAGCUACCAGGAAAUAUUACGCAGGGGAAAACAACUGAUAGCAAUACCAUUUACUGAAUGGUUUUGGGUAUUAGUGCCCAACCCUAAAGAAAUCAUCCACUAGAGCUAGCCAGAAGUCUCAUAAACAAUGACGAAAAUAGCAGCUGGUAGUGCAGCCAGCACACACCCUCAAAGCUGCCUGACAUAGCUGAAAAGUAAACAAGAGAAGUUGCAGGUUUUUUGUUGUUUUUGUUGUCUUUUUGUUCUUACAAAUGUGCUCAUUUCAAAUAAAUUUCCACCAUAUCUUAAACUAAGUGAAAGCUCACAUCAUUCAAGCUGAACUUUGUCGUCAGAAAUGUUGUUUUAUAUAUCAACAUGUAAAUAUGAAGAACACAGCUCUUCAGUAUUAUCAAAGCAUUCAAACUGUGACUGUAAUUUUGAAGAACUAUAUAAAACUAUAAUGUAGCUAGGUUAUAUGUCUUUAAUAGUGUUCAUUUCACAUGCACUUAAUCUUAUUUAUUUUUAUUUUUUUAGAAAGUUAUUGAUAACAACCAAAGACUGACACAUGUAUGAAAAAAUCUACAUGUUUUGGUAUUUACUAAAGUCAUUACAGAUAAAUUCAUUGUUAUGUUGAGGUUGUUAUGUUAUGUUGUUAUGUGUGAAUGGCAAGCAUUUUAUGCAACUGUUUUCUGAUUUGUUAUGUACUAUAUCAUAACUUGUUUAGAAUUGUACUUCCUGCUGGUCAAUACAAACAACAAAAAUAAAGUGAAUAAUUGCAUUCACAUUCACUGUGGAGUGGUUUAGGAGGUAAUAAAGCUAACUGAACACAUGCCAUUUGCAUGUAUAGCGAAUAUAACUAGCAGUUGGCUAGCUUAGCUUAGCAUAGCAACUGGGGGGGUCAGCUAGCAUGGCUCUCGGCGUGUAAACUAAAUUCAAAGCUUAACAAAAUACCCACUUUAACAGCUGAGUUUUGUAUAAAAUAAACAUACAUGAUGCAUCAUUUGUGAAGGCGUGGAUUUUUAUUAAUAGUCAGAAUUAGCUUUAGCUCUCCAUGCUAAGAUAACAGACUAAGGCUUCAUUUUUGGGCUCUUUAACACCUUUAUUAGACAUUGUACACAGGAGAAACGACAAGGGAAUAACUGGAGAAGGACAGAAAGAAAGACUAGAAAUGUUGGAUUGUUGAAUACUCUGUGUCCUUUGCCUCAUCUCGCUCUUUUGCCUUUCAUAUGCUGACAGAAUAUUUUGAUGAUCUAAUAUUUGAUGCGCCAUUCAGGUGUAAACAUGUAAAUACUGAAAUGUCUAUGUUGUGAACUUGCUGUAAAAAUAAAUAAUUAAA
Messenger RNA from Melanotaenia boesemani (Boeseman's rainbowfish), 4551 nucleotides. Its product is annotated as amphoterin-induced protein 1-like. Bases 293 to 1891 code for a protein of 532 amino acids. Gene Ontology annotation, molecular function: protein binding. The record is from RefSeq and is a predicted model, not a curated record. NCBI's taxonomy places the organism in Eukaryota, Metazoa, Chordata, Actinopteri, Atheriniformes, Melanotaeniidae. Gene Ontology annotation, biological process: brain development. The transcript has 2 exons.